CUUGUUCUCACUUUCCAGGAACCUUACCUUUCUUACUUACAUGCCCAAAACCAAAACCGAAACCGAAACCAAAUCCAAAACCAAAAUCUCUUCUCUUUCUCUUUCUCUUUCUCUCGAAACCCAUAAAGAGAAAAAAGUCUCUGUUACAAGAGAAAAAUUGUGUAAGAGCUAGCUACCUAGCUUAUAUUAUAUAUAUAUACAUAUAUAUAUAUAUAGACAGAAAAGGGAGAAUGGAAACAAAAGUGUUAUCUUCGGGUGUUCGGUUUGCCAAUUUGCCGGAGAGUUACAUCCGACCCGAAUCCGAACGCCCCAGGCUCUCCGAGGUCUCUGCUUGUGAAAAUGUUCCUGUGAUCGACUUGGGUUCUGAUGAUAGAGCCCAAGUGGUCAAACAAGUUGGCCUUGCUUGCAAAGACUAUGGCUUUUUCCAGGUUACGAAUCAUGGGGUGUCUAGUGAAAUAGUGGAGAAGAUGCAAGGUGUGGCACAUGAGUUUUUUGAUCUUCCAUUAGAGGAAAAGUUGAAGCUUUACUCAGAUGAUCCAUCGAAGACUAUGAGAUUAUCCACAAGCUUUAAUGUAAACAAGGAGAAAAUUCAUAAUUGGAGAGACUAUUUGAGACUCCAUUGUUAUCCUCUUCACAAGUAUGUUCCAGAAUGGCCUUCCAUUCCCUCUUCCUUCAAGGAGAUUGUGGAGAUUUACUGUACGGAAGUGAGAGAGCUUGGAUUCAGAAUACAAGAACUAAUAUCAGAGAGCUUGGGGUUAGAGAAGGAGUAUAUAAAGAGAGUGUUGGGUGAGCAAGGACAGCAUAUGGCUGUGAACUAUUACCCACCAUGCCCAGAACCCGAGCUCACUUAUGGUUUGCCUGGACACACUGACCCUAAUGCCCUCACCAUCUUACUCCAAGAUCUUCAAGUGGCUGGUCUUCAGGUCCUCAAGGAUGGUAAAUGGGUUGCUGUCAAUCCUCACCCAAAUGCUUUUGUUAUCAACAUUGGUGACCAGUUACAGGCACUGAGUAAUGGGAUUUACAAGAGUGUAUGGCACCGUGCCAUUGUCAAUACUGACAUGCCAAGGCUAUCGGUGGCAUCGUUCCUCUGCCCCUUUGACGAUGCCCUGAUCAGCCCCGCUAAAGGGCUCACCGGCAAUGAUGGUUCCCAAGCCGUUUACAGGGGCUAUACUUAUGCAGAGUAUUACAAGAAGUUCUGGAGCAGGAACUUGGAUCAAGAGCACUGUUUGGAACUUUUCAAGAACCAUUGACUAUGAAUAUUGUUAUAUGACACUUCUAAGGUUACCAAUACCACACGAUACGACAUGAGUUGAUUAGUACAAUUUAAUCGAUAUUAAAUUAUACUAAUCACCAUAUGUCGGAUCAUGUGAUGUUGGGCACCAUAUAGUGCCCUAUAGCAAUAUUGGUUAACUAUAUAGGCAGAAUGUAUCGAAAAAAAAAAAGUUCUAGCUAGAGCAGUAAUUUGGAUACUCAAGAACAUUAUUCGGUAAAAAGUGUCAUCAACUAUAUAUUUUAUAGCAUAGUUGAAUGUUGCAGUAAUACUACUACUACCACCAUUAUUAUGGCUUGGUAGUACAGUUAUAUUGUCUUGUUGGCAUAUAUAAUUAAGGUAUUUGGGGGCAAUAGUAUGCUAAUUUUGUAGUCAAAUAUGUUAGGACUGUUUUAGUUAGUUUAUUAUGAUCUUAUGUUUGUUCAUGUACUGCUGCCUAUAUUUUAUGUUACUCCAUCUUUUGCAUUA
Molecule: messenger RNA, 1738 nt
Organism: Humulus lupulus (European hop)
Lineage: Eukaryota; Viridiplantae; Streptophyta; Magnoliopsida; Rosales; Cannabaceae
Product: protein DOWNY MILDEW RESISTANCE 6
Exons: 4
Coding region: 231-1250 (339 amino acids)
Source: RefSeq, a predicted model, not a curated record